GAAGGAGUCACCGUGAGACAAGUGCUGGCUUUGAUCCCUGAAUGCUUCAGGACGAUGGACAACUUGGUGAUCAAGUUCUCGCCACUCACGGAGAACUGGGCCGACCAUCCCAACAUUUUGGUUACGGACCCCAGCGAGGACGAGGACGAAGCCAAAGCAGCCGCGGAGGACUCGGCCGAGGACCAUGACCAUGACGAUGCCGAGGCUUUGGAGGGCGAGACCAACAUGGAGAAGCUACGCCGCUUGGCGCGCGCAGGCUCUGAGGGAGCCGUGGCCUGCAUGAUCAUGGCUGCUAUGAGCAGGGAGGGCCGAUCCCUAAUGACCAAUGAGGAGACUACGCUCUUGGGCUCGGUGAUACCACAGAGCCAUAUGGCUGAGGCAGCCACGGAGGAGGCUACGGGAAGCGCAGAGGCCUCGAACUCGACCUCCACACCGGGGCUAUCCUCCACGGCGGCGCAUGCUGUUGCGACAGCCCCAUGGCGCGGCAACAAGCGCACGGCGGCGCCUCCAUCGAGUGCCAACAAGAAGCUUGCGUCUCAAUUGGAAGUGCUUUCAUGCUACGUAGAGUCCCUUGAGGAUAAGCAUCCCUACGCCUGCCUCGGGGCCGUCGGUCUGCACACCCUGAGUAGCUCCCUGAAUAGCUCCCAAUACGAGGGUAGAGUUUUGUCUCCGGAGCCACAGCCUUGUGGCCUCACCUUCCCUGUACAUCUGACCUGUGGGAACGUGCUGGACAAAACAGAUGCGACAUUCGAGAUCGAGAUUGUGCGGGGUACGAAGACGGCAUCUCCACUGAGAAUGCGGCAGGUGACCUACAGUGCAGUUGUGCGGAUGAACACUCAACCUUUGCAUAUUGAUACAGCCAUUAUGGCAUUCAGGCUAACCCUGGGCUACCUCGUGCUCCUCACGGGGAUUGCACACAUGGUCCAGGCCUUGGCUUCCCUUUGCAUCUUGUUCUACCUCGCAGGGAACUUCUCGCAGCCCCACCUUGGCGGCUCAGGCAACGUACAUCCUCCUUCAAACAGGACCCAAGCCCUUCCUCGACAAAAGAAGCCAGCCUUGGAUCAGAAGGAGUUGGAAACUUACCUUCGGCAAGAACGGGUGGACAUUGCGUUCAUCCAGGAAUCUAAGUGGAGAUUUGAAAGCACGUGGGAGACCGCGGAGUUCCUUUACAUUCACUCUUGUGGAACAGGACCGGUGGACCGAGUGGGCGGCGUCCUCACCAUUGUGAGCAAACGACUGGCCAAGGCCUCGGACCUACAAUUUCAGGUUCUCCAUGGGGGUCGGCUUCUUCAUGUCAGGGUCCCUUGUGGUGGAGUCCAUGUUGACUUGCUGAACUACUACCAGUAUGCUGUUGUCCAAGAAGAUGUUGUCUAUGAACGUCGACAAAAAUUGUUCGUCAAGUUGCAGAAAUGUGUUGCAGGCUUGCCGCGAAGGAACUCCUUGAUUCUGGCCGGGGACUUUAACUGUCCUUUCAUCCCCUCUGGCAAUGUCUGUGGAACACAUGUUGUUUCCCCGAGUGAAGAUCACUAUCGGGAUCUCCAGGAUCAGCAGAAUAUUGCGAAAUCGCUCAAGCUCACGGCGUUGAACACAUGGCAGAGGCCUACACACGGUCAAGUCGCAACCUUCACUGCCUUCAGUGAUCGUUCCGCACAAAUCGACUUUAUUGUAGUCAGGUCAAGACAGGCCACGGCAUCCUCAAAACAGGCGGCGGUACUUCCGGACUUUCCAGUUGCUGCAUGGCGUGAAGGCCCCAAGCAUCAUCCGGUCCAGGCGUGGGUCACAUUGCCACCGCCACCAUGGAUCAAGGCUCGUCCUACUACCUUUGAACCCCGGAAGAUCGACAAAGAAGCCAUCAUCCAGGACCUCAAGAAAGAUCCACCUCCACCUGCUCUGAAUGCCCUGCGCCAAGAGGUCACUGCACACCUUACUGGAGUGCCCAGCGGUCUGAAUCACAUUUUGAUGAAAGCGGCUCUGCGCCACUACCCUCUUUGUCGGCAGGCGAACAGAGGAGCUACACAACCGGAGGACCUGGCCAAUCAGGCCAAGGACAUGUGGCAGAAAUUCAGGUCGAUGCGAGCACAUCGCUUCAACAUGGCGGGCGUUGUAACUGCCUGGAGGCAAUGGACGGAAUUUCAGCAAGCUCAUGCCCUCCACAAAGCCAGGCUGCGGAUGAGGGCAAUCAAUGCCUACAAAGUAUGGCAAGCGGUUCGGCGCUUGGAACUUCAAUGGAUCGUGACUGCGUAUGGGGACCGUUUCGGAGCACAGGCGGUCCCACGAAGUACCGGUCCGGCUGUGGUCUUCAAGGCCUGCAGUAGGAUCAUUGCCGCUCCAGUGGCAACCCACUUCAAUGAGACUUGGGCACAGGAGGACCCGACAGUGGACCAGGACUGGGCUGAUGCAGAGGUGGCUCUACUGCCCAAAGCUCAUGGCAGAUCUGCUACACCUCUAGAUUGGCGGCCGAUAGGACUCCAGGAUCCCUUAGGCAAAUGUGUUAUGGGACUGAUCGUGGCACAGGCUCGCGAGGCCAUUGUUGGACUGGUUCGGCAGUAUCCGCAAUGUGCCUAUCUACCAGGCAGGAGUACACAUACUGCACUUCGCAAAGUUUUUCAACACUGUCAUUGCGUACGCGAAGAAUGUUCCAAAGCACGCAGAACCAUUCACGAUCAACAUGCUGGAGCUGCCCCGGUGGGCUGUGCUGGCGGAUUACAAAUCAGUGUCGACCUCAGUGCUGCAUUCGAUGUGGUGCACUGGGACCACCUCAAAGAAUCACUUGAUCUCGCUGGAGUCAACCUACUUGUUCAGGAAGUCAUUCUUCAAUGGCUUCGGCAGGUUCGCUACCUGUUCCACCAUCGAGGCAAGCAGGGCGUUGUUAUUCCCAAAUGGGGGUUGCGACAAGGAUGCAAAGCUUCUCCCUGUCUGUGGGCGGCUUACACUGCUCUUCUGUGCGUCAACAUCAGUUCGACCAUUGGAGGCGACUGGGUGAAAGACCACCUGACUAAGUACGCCGAUGAUUCGCACUUACGUUGGCGAUUUCAGUCGUUUGAGCAAUUUGAGGCCAUCAUGCAAGAAGUGUGUCAAGUGUUUGCAUGUUUUCGCAAAUUUCACAUGAAGAUCAACCUUGAGAAAAGCAAGGCCAUCCUCAAGAUGGUGGGCACCCUCAAGCACAAAGUCCGCAAGGCCUUCAUUCGCAAAACAAAUGUCGGACAUAGACUGCUGCUAUCCCCCAGGAACCCGGACAAAUGGCUGGCUCUGGUGCCCAGCACGGAAUAUUUAGGCACCAUCGUGUCGUACCAGCAAUUUGAGCUUCAAACCAUGAGACAUCGCAUCUCGAAGGCCAAUGGGCGGCGAUGGGCAUUGGCAUCCUUUUUGCACUCUCGCAGGAUAUCGGUCAAGCUUAAGCUUCGAAUCUGGCAAAGUAGUGUUCUCUCUUCGCUCCUGUACGGCCUAAGCACAUGCGGACUCACAGGAGACCAAGUGGAAGGAAUACAGCGUGUCAUCAUGAAACACGUUCGGGCCAUCAUCUCCAACCAGGCGCACCUCACAGGUGACAAGCAUGAGACUAUUAUCCGCAGAUAUCACAUUCCUCUGGCAGUCGAUCUACUGCAAGCAGAACUGCACAGAGCUGGCACGGCCCAAGAACAACAUGCGGACUGGAUGUACGAGGCGGAGUGGCAGAUGAGGAUGCACGGGAUUAUCGAUGACCAGGUCACGUUUGACAAGACAUUGCACUCAGUACGAGGUGCCCGAAAGCGGCUCUUCAUGGAGGAGAUCCACUUGCAGAUGGUGAUCACCCAGGAGCUGAAUGCUGCGAUCCUCCUGCUCCUCCUGAGUGCGGAGCCAGUGCCGCAGGGAUUCGACGAGCUGGAGGACUUCUUUGGCGAAGUGAAGGCGGAGGGUCAGGCGACCAACAAAAGAAGGAAGCCGGAGCAUCCGGACAGGCCAUUCCGGCCGUCAGGACCGUCGGGCCGGGCAGAUCCAUUGAUUCUUUCUUUAGCGCGGGCCGUGGUCCGCCAGGAGGAGGAGCUGAAAGUGCUCAAACAAGAUCCUUCGAUCGUGAUGUGGCUACGCCCAGGGGAGUACGGAAUCCUUCACCACCUUUACGUGACAGCUCGGGCAUUCAAGCAAAAACAACAGGAAAACCCGAUGUGGGCCCCGGGACAACAACCAUUGCGCACAGUUAUGGCAAUUGCUCUUUUCCGGGAGAUGGAGGCAAGGGUCAACAAAGUGCUGGGAGACGAAUCGUUGCAAAAGAAGGCGGCCUACAUGGGCUGGAGGGAUCCGGCCACAGGCUGGAGGUAUCAAAGAUGGAACCCCACCUUGAAACAUUUAGAGGUGGACUCCUCCAGGAAUCCACUGACGGAUCAACAGGUACUUCAGGCCUUCCAGCUGCUGUACAAGUCAUUGGACCAGGACUCAGUCACCAGGUUCUCGUGCACGAGAAAGGUUACAGAAACGAUGACGAACCAAGCCACCUUCCUCAUGGAUAUCUCCGUCCGCACGCCGGCAGCGAUGGAAACAUGGAAAACCAUGCACAUGGCACAUGCUUCAGGGAUGUUCGGUUCUGCAACUCGGCGGAAUGGCGUAUCGGAGAGACACGCUCAAAUGCAGCCCUCUCGUGGAGAAGAUCAAGGAGAUGCUGCGUGGCCGUCGAGGCUUCGCCUACAAAAUCCAGGCAAUCAUUGCUACUUCAACUCAUUUGUUCAGGUGCUCUGCUGGCUACUUCAUCGAGAUCCUGAUCGACUUGCAUCCCUGGGGCGUUGUGCUCAGUUCAUCAACAGUCUCCGUCAUAGCUCAACUGAGAAAUCUCACAACCUGAUGAGCAACUUCUUGUGGAGGAUUUUACUGCGUGGAUGGACCGAUGUGCAGAGGCAGCACGAUGUGGUUGAGUUUGCGGCGCACUUUGUCAACAAACACGAGCUUGUGUUGUUUCAGGUCAAUGGGAAACACGGCAAAGCUUGGAUGGGGUACCCGGGUAAUUACCCAGUGCCAUUGAAAUGGGGCUCACAACUCAGCCUCUUCAGUUAUACAUGCCGGAGCUUCCUCCUGGUCUGGAUGCUGCUCUCAGUGUACAAAGGCUCAUGGAUCACUGGAUGCAUCAUGACGGGGUUUCAGCUUUUACGGUGGCACCCUCAGUGCUUCUACUACAGAUAG
Molecule: messenger RNA, 5151 nt
Organism: Symbiodinium sp. CCMP2592
Lineage: Eukaryota; Dinophyceae; Suessiales; Symbiodiniaceae
Source: the annotation of a GenBank genome assembly